Caenorhabditis auriculariae is the source of this 4555-nucleotide messenger RNA. Lineage: Eukaryota; Metazoa; Nematoda; Chromadorea; Rhabditida; Rhabditidae. The record is from the annotation of a GenBank genome assembly.
AUGCGUAAAAUGAAUUUAAUUGUGGCUAUGGACAAGGACGGUGGUAUCGGCAAAAAUGGGCAGUUACCUUGGAGGCUUCGAGAAGACAUGAAGUAUUUUGCAAAAACGACCAAGGACACUAAUGACAAAUCGAAAGUUAUCCGAUUCAGCUUUGGCUAACGAAAUUUUUGAAGUUCUCAGAGAAACGCAGUUAUUAUGGGGCGAAAAUGCUGGGAUAGUAUCCCGCAAAAAUUUCGACCACUUCCUCACCGUUUGAACAUCGUUUUGAGUAGAUCUUUGCCUGAAAAACAGUCCGAAAAUUUGAUAAUCUGGUUGGUAUUUAUUUAUUUUUGUCGAAGUCUCAUUAUAAAAGUUAAGAUUCAAUUUUUUCAGCGAUGACAUGAAGAAGGUUUCUGAAAUUCUUGCAUCUCCUCCUUAUGCGAAUAGUAUCGAAACACUAUGGAAUAUAGGCGGUUGCGAUGUUUACAAAUACGCAAUAAACAAUGAUCUUGUGGACAAUUUAUUUGUAACAUUCAUCAAAAAGAGGUUGGUUUUUUUUUCCCAUUUAUGUUUCGACCACCAUUUUCUCAGCUUUGAUGCCGAUGUGAAGCUUGAAGACAUUUGUUUCGACAAUUUUCAUGAAGUCACGGAUCAUGAAUAUUUCAAUAUAGAGCAAGAAGAAGACGGCACAACAUUCGUGUUUAAAAGAUUCAAGAGAAACGAUAAAUUCAGCUAGUAAUCGGAUCGUAUAUCUUGUUCUCAAGUUUUUUCUGUACGAUUUGUAUGUAUAUGUUGUUAUUAAACUAUAUUUUGGCAUAUCUUUGUAGAGUGUUUAAGGUAGUAACGCUCAAGACGUGGGAUAGAGAUAAGAGGGCUUACUAAAAAGAAUUAUUUAUUUUUAUUUGAAUAUUCUCGUAGUAACCCCUUAAAUCUAUCUACCACUUGUGCGUGAACUCUUGGAACUUGAAGCGUUCCUUGAAUGGUUUACCGCCAUGUGAAUACUUUGAUUUUCCUUAGAAUCAUUCAAUAUUUAAUCCAUUUCCAGAAGUUUGGUUGGAAAAUGGUCAAUAACAAAGGUAAGAAACGCGGUGGAGGUGGCGAUAAUUCGAAAAGCGGCUCUUCACACAGCGGAAGCACGAGUGGACGAUUAUCUAAUGGCGAACGCCGACGCGAUCAUGUCUCCGUACUUUUGAUUGUAGUUUAUUGUACGUCUUGCCUUUCAGGUGCACGGAAAUGGACUUAGAGAACAUAAAGAAAAGGAAUUUGCACGGACCGCCCCUAGUGAUGACGGCGGCGCCUACAACCAUAGCGAAAAAACGGAAAGGUACUUUUUUGUCCUAGGAUUCUGUUUGCAAACAUCCAAACGUAAAAGUACUAUGCAAACUCGAUUCACAGGACACCUUAGAAUGUUAGGGAAAUUAUAACUAACCUUGAAGCGCUACCCUGAAAUGAUUUUUCAGCUCAGUACUUUUAAUUAGGCUCACCUUUUAUAGGAUUUUUAUUUAGUAUUUUGUAAAAAAAAAAGUAACUCAAUUUUAUUGCAGGGAAAGUCAACGUAAAUAUGAAAAAGCGAACGGAACAUUCUGGCAAGAUGCAAAAAACGGGUCGGAAGUUUCUGAAACAUCUCGAGUCAAACGAAAUGAAAAGGAAAGCCAAGCUCCGCUUGUAGCUGUCAGCUCUACUGCUUCGCAAACGGCCUUCUUCACUGGUGAUGUUAUCCUGGCAUAUCUCGAGGUUUUUUUUUUCAACCUUUUUCCUUUGUAGCCUCAAAAAGAUAUAGUUUCCCUUUUAUGGGUUUCUUGAAAAUAAGUAAGGAAUAAAAGCUGGUGAAAAUUUUCAGCAAACGAUGUGGGAAAAGGUGGAGAUCAUUUGCGAGUUGGUGCCACUCCUUAGCCCGGUGGACCUGCGUCUUCUUGCAAGUUGCGUCGAAGCUGCCGUGCGAGCCAAUUCACAAAACGUCAAGCAUCUGGAGUCACGAGCCAACUCAGCACAGCCGCUUUUGUGUUUUCCGCAGCCUUCCACUUCUUAUUCUAUCGCGUACGAUUUUUAUCUCUUGAAAUUUUUAGAGAAAAUACCGAAGACCAGCUGACAAGGAGUUAUAUAUAGGUUUGGUUAGGCUUCUUGUAUGAUGGAAACGUGGGAAACAUUUGAAAAAACAUCAUUUGGGUUAGGUUCUUUUGCAUCGGAUGGUAUCCGCUCUUCACACGAAUUGAAAAAAAGGCGACUGUGGUCGCGAAAAUUCGGUUUUAAAAUUUUUUCAGUGAAAAAGUUACAAUCAAGAAAAGAUCCAUGCUGAACUCCGAUUCUUUUAAGAUCUAUUGUUUUCUCAACUGUCAUUUUUUCACAUUAUUAUUUUGAAUUUCGGAAUUUUCGAGUUUCUUUCAAACAUUUUAAUAUGAAGUUUUCAGGGCUGGCGGUACACCAUCGCUUUUCGAGAUUUUGGAUGCUCUCUACACGAUGAUCGCCUUGUUGAAUCCGAACAAUCGUAGGUCGGCUUUCCAGUUCGCCCGCUACGUCGAUAGUCUCGUCAUGGCGGAAAGACAGUCGCACUUAUCCCGUAUUCCCCAGAAAGAAGACCAGCUGCGCGCCAUCGAGAUGAUGGGACGCGUAGGUAGGAGAAAAUCGUAAUGUCCUAAAUAAUUGUGUGUGCGACAGCGUCGGCGUGUGUACACCAUCCGGCUUUUGCCAGCAAUGAGCGUCUUCGGUUUGUCGUCGCGCGGGAAGAGCUUCGCUGCGAGGUGGAAAAACUCUGCGAUGAGCUGGAGCUUUCCGACAUGACCUCGAACGUUCCUCGCGAGUCUCCUGAACUUCCGAAGAUGCGGUCGACGCCGUCGCCCACGAGUCCCUCACAGUCUCCUAAUGCGCCCCUUGUUCCUUUCUCUUCGAUGGUUUUCGUCUACAUUCGACGCUUUGUCGGCAGCCAAGUCGAACCCAACGAUCAGAAGAACUUUCACAUCCAGGUUUGUUACUGUUUCAUCUUGUAAAUUCUCUAAAGUAUGCUGCACGCCGCAAACUAACGAAAUUUCAUUCAACUCUAUUUCUCAAGACUUCAGAAAAGACAAAAAACGAAUGAUUUGUCAUUGUGAAUGCAUUGAGCCGGUGGAUAUGUAGCUCUUUCCGUACAUUAUUUUCUGAAAAAAAAUUCACAGCAACUUUAAUAAUAUCAGCAGCGGAGAGAUGGAUAAAUAAAACUUAAGUGUGAUUAUUGUCGGAUUCAAUCUUAGAACGAAUUAUGAUACCUUUCUCAGUUUUUGAAAUGUUAAUGUUUGACUAAAACAUUGUAUGAACUAUUUUUUAAUAUUCUUUUGGAUUGCAAUAAGAUUCGGAUGGCUUUCAUUUUGAAAGCCCUUUUUAGAUGAUCUGGAGUGAUGGCGAGAGAACUUGGACGCAGCGGACGCGGGAAGAACUCAAGGACUUGCACUAUCGGCUGCUCGAUACUUUCGGCGACGAACGCAAGGAGGUCGAUGCACUGACGACGUCGAUGGCGGCGAGCGUUCAGAUGGCCAAGGAGCAGGGCACUGCGCCCAGUUACUUUACCGAGUCUUGCGCUUCCAUGGCUACUAGCGUUAAAGGCGAAGAAAAGUCUAGAAGCGCUUCUACGUCGGUAAAUUCGUCAAAUGCGGAAGGUAAUCGAAAAGGGACGGCUUUUUUUAUUUCUGCGUUUCAGCCUCUUCGAGGAGAAUUCUCCCUUACUUUGACUACCACGCCGAUGCGAGCAGCAUAGUUCAGUAUAUCAACGACUUGUCUGAUUUGCCUGCGCGGAUGAUGCUCAGCGCAACGAUGUACGAAGAGUUCCACGCAACCAGAAUGAAGACUUGCGACGUCCAAGUGGUACAAUUUGUUCUGAAUGAGCUUUAAAGUUGCCUAAGUGGACUUCGAAGACAGAAUUUUUGUAGUCCGAGAAGACGAAUUCGCGGAGCGUGACGAGAACACCACCCGUGAGGAGACAUUCGCAGCCGUUGUCUUAUCCGCACACCUCUUCUUACGCGGAGCAGGCCAUGUCCUACGGUGUUCUUCCAGUACAACACAUGCAGGUGUAUCAGGUGUGUUCGAAAAGUUCCGAAAUAUGAGAAAAUGAAAUUGGCAUCGCAAGUCUUUUCCCCGAUAGUGCAAUAGCCUUUUUUCAACUUCAUUAGGCGUUUCAGAUACAAUCUUUGUCUUGAAAAGGGCCAAAUAUUUGUGCAAAAGGAAUUUUUAGGUGGUCGAACCCUCGUGCAGCAACUGUGCUGAGAAUCAUCCUUUCGUUUUCUGCAAUAAGCCGUCUUUCAUUGAAAAACAGCGUGAAUGUAAGUUCACACUCCGCAGAACCUUGUCACAACUCUAUCUAGCCACCGACUACAAGAUGGACCUCAGUCCGAUCGCGACACCCAUGCAAAUGCCACUUCCCGUCGGGCAACAAGUAUCAUCAGUGCUACCAAAUCUGACGAGUGGCCAUUACUUAGUGCCUUUCCAGCAGCAGCAGAUCCCGCAUCCCUUCGCCAUUCGCCGCCCUCCAGUUUCUAGCUCUGAGGUUCCGCUUCUCGAUGGUUUUCCUAUUAACACCACCGGUUUCAACCAGCACAGUGCAUCCAGAUGA